GUUAACGUUUAACGGAAGAACGUCGAACGUUGUCGGUGUGAAAUAAGAAAAAAAAGAAACAAAUUAUACACAAAAAGGAAAUAAUAAAAAAAGAAAAAAACAACAACAACAGUGUGUAUAACUAACAUCAUAAAUACAUACAGCGGAAUUAUACCCACACAAAAUCUCUGUCUAUACCACCAACUAGUAGUGACGGCUUAAAAAAAGUUGUGUGUUUUAUUUAAUUCAUUUUAUUUAUUUGUCUGUCUGAUUGUCAGUCAGUCAAUUCAAUAAAAAUUACAUUUGAUUUAAAAAUUACAACUCAUCUUUCGUAUACAAAAGAAAAAAGAAGUUAAGUUGGAAAAAUAAAUAAAUAAAAAAUAGCGAGUGAAGUGGUGUUUUUUUUUAAAGAGUUCCAAUACAAAAAAGUGCGUACGAAAGUGUAUGUGUUGAGCGUAAAUUAAAUAAAAAGUAUGUGUUGUUUUUUUAUGUGUAUAGAAAAAUAAAAGAAGAGGAAAAUUGGAAAAAAAUAAACUCGCACGCAUAAAUUGUUACUGUGUGUGUAUGUAUGUCUUAAUCGGCUGUACCCUUUUCUCAAAAUCGAUGUAAACACGAGACAAAAAAGCAAAUUACAAAAAAAAUUACAUACAGUCAGUGUUUUUGUUAUUUUGAAAAAUAAAUAAAAGAAAAAAUUGGGUAAAAAUACCGGUCGUGUUCAUUUUUUUUUAUAAAAAAGUGUAUUUUUUUUUAAAAUAGUUUAAAAACACAGCAAAAACAAACAAGUCCAGCUCUUAUUUUACAACUUUCGUUUUACGUACCAAAAAAUAAAAAUUAACUUGACGCGUUGUGUGCCGACAAAAUAAAUAAUUUCAUUUGUUCGUCGUAAUAAUAAUUUUGCCGCAACUAGAAUAAUUCGAUGAUAAUAAUAAAAAAGUAAAUAUCUAAAUUGUAUUAAACGAAAUUAAAGAAAUAAAAUUGUGUAUAACUAAAAGUAGCAAAACCACAACUACUAACUACUUGGCAGUUCUUUAUUAAAAAAAGCUAAAAAUUACGUGAGAAAAAAAGUAACAAACGAAGAUAAUACGAGAAAUAAAUGAAAUAGAAAAUACAGAUGAUAAUAAUAAUUAAAAUCGUUUAAAAAUCAUUUAACGAAAAGUGUUUUUCUCUCUGUAAUACAAAAAAAAUUUCAACAUUGGCAAUUUAUUUUAACUACAUUUGAGAUCAUUUAUAUUAUAAAUAUAUAGCAAAACAAUAUAUUAUAAAGUUAGUAUUAUUAUAUUGUCUAUAUAUCUGGAAUAUAUAUAAACAAAAAAAAAUUAUACAAAAUUACUAUUAUUAUACGAAAGAAAUAAACAUGUUGUCAACCACAACUGCCACUUCUACAUCGUCGUCGUCGUCAGUUUCUUCAGCAGCAGCAAAAACCAACAACACAACUACUACUAAAAUGAUGACCAAGUGUCAUCGUCCACAACGCUGUCAAAUGCAAUACCAUAACGGUAUAUCAUCGUCAUCGUUGCCAUCAUCAUUAUCAUCAACAUCAUCAUCCUUUUAUGGCCUUAACAAAUGGCUAUGGACUGCUGUACUAUUUGGAUUAUUAAUAGUAACUGCUAGUGCUAUAGAUGAGAAUUCUAAACCUUCACCAGCCUCAACAGUAUCAUCGAGUCUAUCACCGAGAGAUGAAAUUUACAUUGAUGAUGAAGGCCUUGAUGGUUCCGGACGUGGUGGGAUACACGAUGAUUUAGAAAAAGAUCACGAUUUUUCUGGUUCCGGCUUUGGUCCCGAUGACGAGGACUCUGACAGUGAUUAUCGUCACAAUACGCAUAAACACCAAACGGGUAAAUCAAAUAUAAAUAAGAAUAUUGAUGACAACGAUUUCAUAACCACAAGUAGAAAUAAUCAAAAUCAAAACAAUAUCCAUCAAACAUCAUCAAAUAGCGGCAUCAAUAAUAAUAAUAAUCAAGGGAAUACAGGCUUCAUCAGUUCCGGUGGUAGUUCGGCAACAAGUGGUAACACUGGCCUUAAUACAAUCGACAAAAACAACAAUCAGCAAGAAAAUCAUGGCAAAAUUGUGCCACCACCACCCCCUAUUCACCAUCACGAUGAUGAAGAUUUCAAUAUUGAGGAGGAAGAGGAGGGUGGCAUUUUAGCUGGCAGCGGUGAUGGCGGUCUCAUUGAUCGUGGCAACGACAAUGACGACGACGAUCAUACCGGCGAUGUAGAUGAAGAUACGGGUGAUGAAUUACCUGAUAUCACUAAAUAUGAUCAUGGCAUCUUCAAUUCAGCCACUCCUCCUAAAACCGACCAUGAUCACUCCAAUACCCAUGAUGGUGACAGUGAUGAUUUCGAAGAAGAGGAGCAUUUCGAUCACAAUCAACCAAUUGAUCACGAUGAUGAUGAUGGUGAUGAUGAUGACAACGAGGAUGAUGAUCAUGAUGACGUUGAUGAUGUACACAAAACACAUUCCGAAGAUGGCACUGAAAUUUAUACCGAUAUUACCGAUGAAUCUAGCACUGGAUCGUCAUCAUCAUCUUCUUCGUCUACUACCGAGAAACGACCUGGUGGCAUUAAUAAUCAAGGAGGCACAAAUAUACACGAUUUGGAUACGAACAGCAUCAACAGUUUGCCACCAGAUACUAAAAUAAUCGAACAGACCACAGGCAACGAGGUUUUAAUCAUGAACGCCAACGAUGACGAUAGAACGGCGAGCUUCUUUGCUCAACCAGGCAUUUUAGCGGCUGUUAUUGGCGGCGCUGUUGUUGGUCUAUUGUGCGCCAUUUUGGUUGUCAUGUUCAUUGUUUAUCGCAUGAGAAAAAAGGAUGAAGGUUCAUAUGCUCUCGAUGAACCCAAACGAUCACCUGCUAUGAAUUCCUAUGCGAAAAAUGCAACAAAUCGAGAAUUUUAUGCCUGAGAUAAUGCAGAACGACGUUAUUAAAUGAAUUUAAUACAAAUAAAAUAAAAAAAAAAACUAAACAACACAAAUAAACAAAAACAAUAUAACAAAAAAAUAAUAAAAUAACAAAAAUAAUUACAGAAAAUGGAUUUUAAAUAAAGGAAAACCAACAUCACUCUCACACUUUAUACAGAAAAAAAACUGAAAUAAUGAAAACACAAAUCUUUUUUACAACAAACACUGCUUUAAACAGCAAUGAUUUAAACAAAAAAAAAACAAAAACAAAUUAAUUAAAUUUAAUUAUGUAUUUAAUUAAAGUAAAGCAAAUUUAUUAGCAGCAUCAUGAACAUGAAGUAAAA
Calliphora vicina (urban bluebottle blowfly) is the source of this 3228-nucleotide messenger RNA. It is a transcript of the gene Sdc, whose product is annotated as Syndecan. The record is from RefSeq and is a predicted model, not a curated record. Bases 1334 to 2887 code for a protein of 517 amino acids. Gene Ontology annotation, biological process: cell migration. NCBI's taxonomy places the organism in Eukaryota, Metazoa, Arthropoda, Insecta, Diptera, Calliphoridae. The transcript has 7 exons. Gene Ontology annotation, cellular component: cell surface; membrane.